Messenger RNA from Brassica napus (rape), 644 nucleotides. RefSeq names its product loricrin-like. Bases 23 to 439 code for a protein of 138 amino acids. Lineage: Eukaryota; Viridiplantae; Streptophyta; Magnoliopsida; Brassicales; Brassicaceae. The transcript has a single exon. The record is from RefSeq and is a predicted model, not a curated record.
AUGAGGGAAGAAACUUAAGAAAAUGUGGAACUUGGUCAUCGGAUUUGUCGCCUGGGCUUUUUUAGCAGUGGUGGCUAUCAUCAUAGGCUGGAUGAUCACCCGCAAUACUAAGCUUCCUUCUCCACCGCCGCCUCUACCACGGCCACCACAGCCACUGCAGCUCCAGACGCCUGUGUAUAGAACCAAAGAUGGAGAUCUUGUCAUUCUGACAGGCACUGGCACUGCCAUAUCAGUUGCUGGAGCCGUUAUCUAUGGUAGUUCUUGUGGUUGUGGAGGUGGAGGUGGUGGUUGUGGGGGAGGGGGAGGAAGUGGUGGUUGUGGAGGAGGUGGUGGUUGUGGGGGAGGAGGAGGAGGUGGUGGUGGUGGUGGUUGUGGAGGAGGGGGAGGAGGUGGCGGUUGUGGAGAUGGUGGUGGUGGAGGCGGAUGCGGAGGUGAUUAAGUAUCUUGAUUGCCAACAGGAUGAACAAUUUACUCAUGUUUUGUAAAGUUAGAUGUUUUACUUGUUUCUUUCUUGUUUUGUGGAUUGACUUGGUUUUCUGUUCUUUUCUUGCCUGUUAGUUCCUUUUGCAUAUUAUCUGAAGUGCACCAGAUGGGUGACAUUGACAUAGAAUGAUGGAUGAUGCAAGAUUUUAUUGUUGUUACAA